Molecule: messenger RNA, 921 nt
Organism: Chrysochloris asiatica (Cape golden mole)
Lineage: Eukaryota; Metazoa; Chordata; Mammalia; Afrosoricida; Chrysochloridae
Product: olfactory receptor 7C1-like
Exons: 1
Coding region: 1-921 (306 amino acids)
Biological process (GO): G protein-coupled receptor signaling pathway
Cellular component (GO): membrane
Molecular function (GO): G protein-coupled receptor activity; olfactory receptor activity
Source: RefSeq, a predicted model, not a curated record
AUGGAACCAAGGAACCAAUCACAUAUUUUGGAAUUCAUCCUUUUGGGGCUCUCAGAAGAGGCAGAGUUACAGCCACUCCUCUUUGGACUGUUCCUGUCCAUGUACCUAGUCACCUUCACUGGAAAUUUACUCAUCAUCCUGGCCAUCAUCACAGACUCCCACCUCCACACACCCAUGUACUUCUUCCUCUCCAACCUCUCUUUUGCAGACAUUUGCUUCACCUCCACCACUGUUCCAAAGAUGCUGUUGAACAUGAAGAUGCAGAAUAAAGUUAUGACCUAUAAAGAGUGCAUCACUCAGAUGUAUUUUUUCAUUCUUUUUGGAGCAUUAGAUGAUUUCCUCUUGACAGUGAUGGCCUAUGACCGGUUUGUGGCCAUCUGUCACCCACUGCACUACACGGUUAUCAUGAAUCCCAUGUUCUGUGGCCUAAUGCUUUUGGCAUCCUGGUUACUGAGUGUUCUCUACUCUCUAUUGCAUAGCUUAAUGGUUUUGCGACUGUCCUUUUGUACAGAGUUGGAAAUCUCCCACUUUUUCUGUGAACUUAAUCAGGUAGUCCAGCUUGCCUGUUCUGACAUCUUUCUCAAUAACUUAGUGAUGUAUUUUGCGAUUGGUAUUGUGGGUAUUAUUACACUUACUGGAAUCCUUUUUUCUUACAGUAAGAUUUUGUCCUCCAUUUUGAGAAUUUCAUCAGCAGGGGGCAAGUCUAAAGCCUUUUCCACUUGUGGGUCUCACCUCUCAGUCAUUUCCUUGUUCUAUGGUACAGCUCUAGGAGUUUAUCUUAGUUCUGCUGCUACCCCAAACACCAAGGGCAGUGCAAUAGCCUCAGUGAUGUACACUGUGGUCACUCCCAUGUUGAACCCCUUUAUCUACAGUCUUAGAAAUAAGGACAUAAAGCAUGGCCUAAGAAAACUCUUCAACUGA